Monodelphis domestica (gray short-tailed opossum) is the source of this 1084-nucleotide messenger RNA. NCBI's taxonomy places the organism in Eukaryota, Metazoa, Chordata, Mammalia, Didelphimorphia, Didelphidae. The record is from RefSeq and is a predicted model, not a curated record.
UGGGCACAUCCGGGGUGUCAGGAGCACCAAGCCGGGUCCUCCCUCCCCCAUCGACUGCGCCAGGAGGGGGGAAGGUGGGGGACAGCAGGCCUUUCCUCUGAGAGGGGCCCCGGGGUGGGGGAGGGCCCCCUGGAGGCAGCACCCAGAGUGAGGGUUAGCUGGGGAGUGUCCAGAAGGGAAGAGGGCAGCCUGGGAGAAGUAGAGACCAGAGCUGGCCCGAGGGGAGGGAGAGAGCUGGCCAGGAAUGUGUGUGUGUGUGUGUGUGUGUGUGUGUCCCUGGAUCCACAUGUGUGUGCAGGCUGUGUGCUCUCGCUCUCGCCCAUCAGUCCGUCUGGGCCUUCCCCCUAUGUAAGGAGUUUGGGCUUGGCUCUGUGGGCAAUGGGGAGCCAUGGCAGGCCUUAGGCAGAGAGCUGAAGCCCAGCACCUCCCCCUGCAGCAGCUUUUCGGGGAGGAGAGGGAGGAAGUUGGAGCGAGCCUGGGCUAGGCAGGACCGUGGGAAUGGCGGGGACGGAGAGCCUUGGCCAUCCUUGGCCGUUGGGGGAAGCCGGAGGCCGCGGGGUGUGUGCCAGGGCUCCGGAGGACAGUGCAGCCAAGCAGAGAGCCCGUCUGGGGCUCAGAAUACAGCUGGAGCCGGGGAAGGGCCUGGAGGGAGCAUCGUGGAAGCCCCGAGAGUGGCUGAAGACCAGGGCCGAGUCGGGGGGAAGAAUCUCCCCCUGGGAGGGGGAGUCCAGGGACCGGAAGCUGGUCGGGGACUUGAAUGGCGCCUUGACCUACGCCAAGACCUCCAGACAGAUCAACCUUGUUGCCAUCGUGCUGAACGUGCUGCUGCUGGUCGGGGUGCUAGUCAUACUGUUCUUGUUCCUGCUUCCUAUGUCUAAAGCGCUUGUCCAGAACUCGAGCAAUCCACCUUACUAAGUAUCCAUCCGCCUUGCACCCCCAGGAACCCCGUCAUGCUCCCCAGACCUGCAGCUGCCAGAGUGCUGCCUCGCCCGGGCACAUUCCCCGCAGCCCCUGCCGGCCUGUCCCUCCCCAGAAUGCUCAGCGCCCGGCAAAGGGGGCACAAAAUAAAAGCUUGUGGAAUCGG